Messenger RNA from Synchiropus splendidus (mandarinfish), 582 nucleotides. RefSeq names its product Indian hedgehog signaling molecule b (gene ihhb). Gene Ontology annotation, biological process: regulation of gene expression; cell-cell signaling; cell fate specification. Lineage: Eukaryota; Metazoa; Chordata; Actinopteri; Syngnathiformes; Callionymidae. Gene Ontology annotation, molecular function: calcium ion binding; patched binding. The transcript has 3 exons. The record is from RefSeq and is a predicted model, not a curated record. Bases 1 to 582 code for a protein of 193 amino acids.
AUGCUGCUCGCGGCGUUGAUGACGUCUCUCGCCGGUUGCGCUUUGCUGCUGUCGGUGGGCAGCGAGGGCUGCGGGCCGGGUCGAGGUUACGGUCGGAGGCGGGCUACGCGGAAGCUCGCCCCGCUCGCUUACAAGCAGUUCAGCCCGAACGUUGCUGAGAAGACCGCGGGUGCGAGCGGCAGGUACGAGGGGAAGAUCACCCGGAGCUCCGAGCGCUUCAAGGAGCUGACCGCGAACUACAACCCGGACAUCGUCUUCAAAGACGAGGAGAACACCGGAGCUGACCGCAUGAUGACCCAGCGCUGCAGGGACAAGCUAGAUUCCCUCGCCGUCUCAGUGAUGAAUGUCUGGCCUGGAGUCCGGCUGCGGGUCACUGAAGGCUGGGAUGAGGACGGACAUCACUCAGAGGACUCCCUGCACUAUGAGGGCCGUGCUGUUGACAUCACAACAUCGGACCGAGACCGUCAUAAGUACGCUGUGCUUGCUCGCCUGGCCCUAGAGGCUGGUUUUGACUGGGUCUACUAUGAGUCCAAGGCCCAUGUCCACUGCAGUGUUAAGUCAGAUCGAGCCACAAGGUUGUAG